This is a messenger RNA of Closterium sp. Yama58-4, 341 nucleotides long. The record is from the annotation of a GenBank genome assembly. NCBI's taxonomy places the organism in Eukaryota, Viridiplantae, Streptophyta, Zygnematophyceae, Desmidiales, Closteriaceae.
UACCAUCAACAACCAAGGCGAAGCUGGUGGUGGUGGGAGGGGGGGGCGUGAGCCCAUGGAGCGAGUGGAGCAUGCGCGUGUGGAAGAAGCCGGUGCUGCAUGUGGGGGACACUCUUGUGUUUAAGUGGUGGGGCUUCCCCAAUGACGUUGUGGCAGCACUCAAUAAGAAGCAAUUCGAUACAUGCAACUUCACCAUAGCAAUUAUGCUGCACAGCACCACUUGGGUGGGCAAAUUCAAGAUUGCGAUACCGUCAGGCACCAAGCGAGUGUUCUUUGCAAGCAGCAUGCGGGAAAGGUGCCGGAGGGGACUCAAGUACGACACAGGUACUAUUUUACCCUGA